GACCAACUACAGCAUUUCCAGAUGCUUCUUUCCGUUUCUGAAGGUUCUGUACAUAUGGAGGCGAGAACUAAGCGGGGAACAACUGUUCUUAGAAGCAACAAUAAUACAUACGCAGAUGGGUUAUUCCACAUUGUAGAGGUGAACGUACAGACAAGAGAAAUACAGGCAACACUAGAUGGUGUGUCAGACACGUUUUCUCCAGAGACGUCCACGCAAGAAAUCCCUCCCAGAAUAGACGACGGCAUUUACGUUGCUGGCUUAGGUUCGAAGAGUCAAAUCAUUUCUGGUAAAACAAAGCUCAGGUACAAACCUAAUUUUAUUACAGAAAAAAGGGGUGAAAAGAAAGCCACAUUGAAUGCAUUAAAUGGAAAAAAUUCACAUUUUUACCUUAUUACCCGCU
Molecule: messenger RNA, 400 nt
Organism: Mizuhopecten yessoensis (Yesso scallop)
Lineage: Eukaryota; Metazoa; Mollusca; Bivalvia; Pectinida; Pectinidae
Exons: 3
Source: RefSeq, a predicted model, not a curated record